AUGAAACAAAUGCAGAUCGAAAAUUACUUUACAAAAAAAAGAAAAAAUAUUAUUAAUGAAAGCAAUCACAAAAAACGUUGUUUGAGCGACCAACAGCGAUUAGGUGAAGAUAGUAGUGAUCUAUUCUGUAGUAGCAGUGACUCUUCAUCAAACUCGGGUACGAUAGCUAAUGAACAUUUCGAUAGGUUAUUUGAUAAUUCCCGAAAAUCAGAAGAAAAGGAAAUCGACACCCUCGGACAGACGGACGUCUAUACAGAUCCAGAGUCUGUUAUAGUAUGCGAUGUAAACCCAAAUAUCGUAAACGAAAUACAAUCCGAACCAUUACAAUUUAAAAAAAAAGGGGAUAAAAAAAGUUUAAGCCCAUUAAAAAACAGAUUGGGUGACGGUCCUUUAUUUAUUUAUGAUACAAUUGACCAAUAUGAUAAACACCUGAAGACAUCUGAAACAUUCAAAGGUAUACUGACAGAUGAAUCACUGGCUUUACUAUCAACUUUAGGUGAGGAGUCAGAGGGUAAUAAACAGUUAAUGAGCUAUUUGUUCUGUGUUGACCAAUAUGCACCUGAAGGAAUAACCGAAAUAGACUUUCCAACUAAAAAGGAUAAAAAACAAGCCAUUAUUUUUGAUUAUAUGUCAUUAUAUGAGGGAGGGUUUAUAACUUUUACUAAUAAAGAUGCAGACAAAUUGCCCGUAGACCAGUGUAAAACACUAUUAACAAAAAUUAUGAACACAACCCAUAUGAAACAGAAGACGAAGGGAGAGAUUAUGACCAAUUGUCUUACACGAGAUAUAAGAGAGUGUUUGAAUCACGAUGAGAAAUCAAAAGAGUGUUCUGGCAUUUCCAAUGAUCAAGUCUUAAAGAAAUUGAGAUCAAAAGUUAAAAAAUGGAAGUUAACAGACUUGGCCCGUGAAACGAUAACUGAACUAACUGUUUUAAUGCAUCUGGAUAGUAUUUUUAAAAUGGGCUUUUCAAUCGACUUUACACGGGUGAAGGAUUUUUGUGCGUAUCUGAAUGCUCUUGCGUUAGUCGAGAAAUAUAAAGAAGCAAAAGAUAAAGGUGAAUUUGUAUUAAGUGUAAAAAACUUAUAUAGAGAUGAAGAAAAUAUGUCUCAUCAUAGAGCAUUGCCGCUAUGGCUACGCAAGUUUACACCUAUAUAUAUUUAUUUAAAUAUAUUAUCAAAUGGUGUAGACUAUUUGAAGAAAUCAAAAGAGUACGACGAAGCACUGGAGAUACUGGACUUACUCAUCGCACAAACCGCGUUUCAUCAGGAUACCAAAGCUCAGUGGUAUAACAAGAAGGUACUUCUGCUAUAUUCUUUGAAAUCUCACGAAGAGGCCGCAGAUACAUUGUAUGAGGCGUUUAACGCUGGUUUGCCGGGUGAAACUGUUAUGACUUUGCAACGUCGGGCUAAAGAGAUUGCGCGUAAAACCAGAAGUCAAAUAGACCAAGAAGUUCAUAACGUAUUGCGGGUUAAUGGUGAACGCGAAAUAUCAGAAGGUAGUAUACCUGACCCACGCUAUUACUACCAAGAGCCUGUAGAGAAAUCCAAUUCAAAAGAUAAGCCUAAAUACAAAUGGAAUAACGAACUCGUAUCUGCCGAGACUUUGUGCUGCAAUUUUUACAAGGAAACACUAUUAUUUACACUAGUGGAGCACUGGGAGGGCGAUCUUAUUAAUACGAUAUACUUCAUAUUGUUCUGGGACAUUAUAUAUACAAAACCAUUGGCCAUUGGGGGCAUAUUUUUGAGCCACUACCAACAGUACCCAUUAGAUAUGUUGUGCGAAAACUUUUAUAUAAAUAGAAAAGCGAUAAUUGACGAGUUCCUUACAAUAAUACAGAAUAGCACUGAAAACCAGAUAAUGAAAAUGAUUAAAGAUUGGUAUGAUAAAUUUGAUAUAAAUGAUAUGCCAGUAAAGAGACGCAAAAUGGUUAAUUAUAAUAAUAUUGAGAUAGUGGUACGUUGCCUCCGCCCGCGAGCGCUUGCCGCCAUCUGUCGCAGACUGGCGCAAAACUAUAAAUACAUGCGUUGUGGUUUUCCAGAUUUGACAUUGUGCAACACUGAAAAAUACACCAUAGAGUUCAGGGAAGUGAAGACAAACGAAAAGGUUCAAGAUAACCAGUUGCAAUGGUUGCAUUAUUUAAAUGAACACAAGAUAAAGGCUGGCUUCUGCUAUUUAAUAAAUAAGAAAGAACAACAUAUCGCGCAUGGAGCAGCAUAUAAAUACUCUAUUGACAGUAGCUAUCCGCCAGACACUAAUAAUGGAUACCCGCAACCCGGGCCUAGUACUAGUUUAACUGGACUGGACUUGGCAAUGUAA
Arctia plantaginis is the source of this 2316-nucleotide messenger RNA. NCBI's taxonomy places the organism in Eukaryota, Metazoa, Arthropoda, Insecta, Lepidoptera, Erebidae. The record is from the annotation of a GenBank genome assembly.